CGACGAACAAUCCACGACCGCCAAAAUGACCAGCAGACCCACGGUUUCCAUCAUCUCCGCCGACGGCAAGGCCGGCGAGGCUAGCCACCCUCUCCCCAAUGUCUUCAAGGCUCCCAUCCGUCCCGACAUUGUCCAGCUGGCCACCAGACCUCUGCUGAGUCCUGGGGUACCGAAUACCGCUCCUAACACAACCUUGUCCANNGGCCGUGCUGUUGCCCGUAUCCCCCGUGUCUCCGGUGGUGGUACUCACCGUGCCGGUCAGGCCGCCUUCGGUAACAUGUGCCGUUCCGGUCGCAUGUUCGCCCCCACCAAGGUCUGGCGCAAGUGGCAGCAGAAGAUCAACCUUGGCCAGAAGCGUUUCGCUACCGCCUCUGCCAUUGCUGCCUCUUCCUCCGCCGCUCUCCUGAUGGCCCGUGGUCACCAGGUCGCCACCGUUCCUGAGGUUCCCCUCGUCGUCAACUCGACUGCCUUCAGCAACGCCGCCAUCACCAAGACCUCCGCUGCCGUCGCCCUCCUCAAGGCCGUCGGUGCCGGUGCCGACCUCGAGAAGGUCAAGGCUUCCAAGAAGCUCCGCGCCGGUAAGGGUAAGCUGAGAAACCGCCGCCACCGCCAGCGCCGUGGUCCCCUCGUUGUCUACAACCCCAGCGAGGAUGGCAAGGAGCUCGUUACCGCUUUCCGCAACAUCCCCGGUGUUGAGACCUGCCCCGUCUUCUCCAUGAACCUCCUCCAGCUCGCCCCUGGUGGUCACCUCGGCCGUUUCAUCGUCUGGACCUCUUCCGCCUUCCAGGCCCUUGACAAGAUCUACGGCUCCACCACCGAGGCCUCUGCCCUCAAGAAGGACUUCCUCCUUCCCCAGAACUCUGUCGCCCAGCCCGACAUUGUCAAGCUCAUCAACUCUUCCGAGGUCCAGUCUGUCCUCCGCCCCGCCAAGGGUGGUGCCAUCCAGAAGCGCACCAACGUCCAGAAGAAGAACCCUCUCCGCAACAAGCAGGUCCUUCUCCGCCUCAACCCCUACGCCACUGCCUUCUCCAAGGCUGGCCUUGGUCAGCAGAAGAUCCAGGACGGCAAGCCCGUCGCUCCCGCUGCCGAGUUCAAGACCCUCCUCCACGAGAAC
This is a messenger RNA of Aureobasidium uvarum, 1114 nucleotides long. The record is from the annotation of a GenBank genome assembly. NCBI's taxonomy places the organism in Eukaryota, Fungi, Ascomycota, Dothideomycetes, Dothideales, Saccotheciaceae.